Musca vetustissima is the source of this 1062-nucleotide messenger RNA. RefSeq names its product calcium-transporting ATPase type 2C member 1-like. Gene Ontology annotation, cellular component: endoplasmic reticulum; Golgi membrane; plasma membrane. Gene Ontology annotation, molecular function: ATP hydrolysis activity; ATP binding; P-type calcium transporter activity. Gene Ontology annotation, biological process: intracellular calcium ion homeostasis; manganese ion transport; calcium ion transmembrane transport. The transcript is spliced from 2 exons. Lineage: Eukaryota; Metazoa; Arthropoda; Insecta; Diptera; Muscidae. The annotation marks the transcript as partial. The record is from RefSeq and is a predicted model, not a curated record.
CCAGUCUCAUUGGCAUUGAUACCAUACACCAUCAAACCCUAUCGGGUCAAGAGAUUGAUCAAAUGAACGACCAUCAACUGGAUAAAGUUUGUAAUAAUGUUAGCGUAUUUUAUCGUGUGACACCGCGUCACAAGUUGGCCAUUGUCAAGUCAUUGCAACGUACCGGAAAUAUUGUUGGCAUGACCGGUGAUGGUGUGAAUGAUGGUGUGGCUCUGAAGAAGGCAGAUAUUGGCAUUGCCAUGGGCAAAAAUGGCACGGAUGUGUGUAAGGAGGCGGCGGAUAUGAUCCUGGUUAAUGAUGAUUUUCAUACAAUAAUAGCUGCAAUUGAGGAGGGCAAGGCGAUUUUCUACAACAUUCGCAACUUUGUGCGUUUCCAGUUGAGCACCAGCAUUGCAGCCCUUUCGCUGAUUGCCCUGGCCACAUUGAUGGGUAUUGCCAACCCCUUGAAUGCCAUGCAAAUUUUAUGGAUCAACAUUAUUAUGGAUGGUCCACCGGCCCAAAGUUUAGGUGUGGAACCGGUCGAUCAUGAUGUCCUGAAGCAAAAGCCACGUAAUGUCAAGCAACCCAUGAUUACCAAAUCGGUUAUUGUUAAUGUUCUGCUAAGUGCCAGCAUUAUCAUCCUGGGUACCCUUUGGGUGUUUCAACGGGAAAUGGUAGACGGUUCGCUGGGCAAAACGAAACGUGACACCACCAUGACAUUCACCUGUUUCGUAUUUUUCGACAUGUUCAACGCCCUCUCGUGUCGUUCACAGACGAAGAGUGUUUUCACCAUUGGCCUAACCUCGAAUCGUAUGUUCCUAAUGGCUGUGGCCUUUUCCAUAAUCGGUCAAAUGUUGGUCAUCUAUUUCCCACCACUGCAAAUGGUAUUCCAAACGGAGGCCCUCUCCGCCUAUGAUAUACUGUUUCUCCUCUCGCUCACCUCAUCGGUGUUGAUUGUGCAGGAGAUCAAAAAAUGGUUCGAACGCACCAUGGAACGUAAAAUGUACAAGACCCGUUCCGAAUUGGAUUUUGUAUGACAAAACGAAAGCGCUGGAAGAUUGUUGACCAAAAAAUCGAAUUGAA